Molecule: messenger RNA, 1095 nt
Organism: Sycon ciliatum
Lineage: Eukaryota; Metazoa; Porifera; Calcarea; Leucosolenida; Sycettidae
Exons: 2
Coding region: 1-1095 (364 amino acids)
Molecular function (GO): catalytic activity
Source: RefSeq, a predicted model, not a curated record
AUGUUUUACAGGCCCCCUCACCGAUCAUCAGCAGAAAAACACGACUUUUUUGUGUCCUUCCAGUCCACCAUUGCCAAUGCACUGUCAGCCUCAGGCACGACAGUCAUUCUCGGUGAUUUCAAUGCCAAACUCCGACAGUGGAACGCAACAGAUGUUGAUACGGCAGAGGGCAAACAGCUAGCAGGAUUGUUAGACGACCUUGCACUACAGCAAAUUGUCCGAAACACCGCAACGCGAUACUCAGCUACGGGUAGCCAGUCAUCACUUCUCGACCUGGUUAUCACAGACGCAGAGCAUCGUAUAUCCGACCUUGAAGUCCUAGAUCCGCUAUCAGACCACUGUCCCAUAAUCUUUAAAUAUCUCUCAGGAAAGCACACCCCAAAGCACCCGCCGCCCCGCUUUGUACCAGACUACGCGAACACUGACUUUCAAUCUCUACGACAGAAACUUUCAUCUCUUCCACUCCGGGAGUGUAUGCUCGGUGCUUCCACCAUCGAGAGUGCGUGGUGGGCAUGGGAGUCAUGCAUCACACAAGCCAUUGCCAGCUGCUUAGCGUACAGACGAGUUUCAUCUCGAAGACAGCAAACCAAGCCUUGGUUCACCCCGCAUCUGCAUCACCUUCAUCGCCAGAAGCAGCAUCUUUUCCGUGCCGCCAAGCGCCACCAAACAGUAGCAUACUGGUUAACCUACAAGGCCCAGAGGAAUGCAUAUCAGAACCAGUUACGAAAUGCCAAGACCCUGUACUUCAAGCGCCUCAGUGAGAAUAUUCACGAUGAGCAAGAUGCCCACCUUUGGUGGAAGAAAGCCAAGACACUUGCCAACAUCUCCUGUAAGAAAGAUAAAGUUCCUGACCUAACGUGUGAGGGCUACACGGCACAGAGCGAACCAGAGAAAGCAGAAAUGCUCGCGAAGACGAGCAAGCGUGCUCUCAAGCUCCUGUAUGAAGAGCUGCAGGAGGAGACGACAGUCGGCGAAGAUCUGCUAGCAGGAACCAAACCCGUCAACCAGAUAAGUCCGUUUCUUUGUGGUUUAAAGGAAUUGUUGGAAAGAACGGAAGCUAACUUGGAUGAUUUUGUUGAGAAUGUGGAGGUAUAG